Molecule: messenger RNA, 3284 nt
Organism: Panicum virgatum (switchgrass)
Lineage: Eukaryota; Viridiplantae; Streptophyta; Magnoliopsida; Poales; Poaceae
Product: wall-associated receptor kinase 2-like
Exons: 7
Coding region: 699-3008 (769 amino acids)
Biological process (GO): cell surface receptor signaling pathway; protein phosphorylation
Cellular component (GO): plasma membrane
Molecular function (GO): protein serine/threonine kinase activity; ATP binding; calcium ion binding
Source: RefSeq, a predicted model, not a curated record
AGUCAAUUGCGGAGGCUCCCCUCCAGCUCCCCUUCCUCGUCUCCGCUCGCCCGCUCUCCGGUCCCCAGCCCGGCCUCGCCCGUCCGCGCGCUGCCGCCCUCGCCCGUCCUCGCCCGUCCCCGCACGGCCUCGGUUCUUGCUUGGUUGCGACGGGGUGGAGGUGCUCGACUCCCCCAGCGGCGAGGUCCUUCUAGACGUCCUCUCCCACUGCCUCUCCUCCGGCUUCGACUUCCUUCUCGCCCCACUGGUUGGUGCUCUAUUGCUCCGGUUGACCCCAGCGAGGUAGCGGUCCACGCCCGGCGCGUCGGACCUCGUCCUCGGCCCGUCCCAGUGGAGCACCCACAUCGUCGGAAGCGCAGCGAGGAUCGAUUUGGACGCGGACGACGAACGGCUCCGGCUGGAUUCCGCGCUCACGCUGAAGCAGGAGAUCCCCUGGGCGUUUCAUCUCUCACUACAGCGCUAAAACGACUACAGAAUUCAGGUUUGUAUGAUGUUUCUAGAAGUAUCCUUUUUCCCCCUUUGAUGAUCAUGGCUAAAAACUCAAAAGGUUUAUCAAUAAAGUACAUGCAUGGAAGAAUGCGUCUACAUACGCUUACGGCUAAGCUGGGUUCUCUCCUCGUUAAUAUUUAUGGAUAACCUGAUGGGUCGACAUGUAUAGAAACUUUUACUGGUGAUCUUUGAGUACUCUUGCUCCGUCGAUGAUGAUUCUGGCAGCAACAGCCAUGGCAGCAGCACUGCUGCUGGUGUUGCACCUUAUUUCUUCGAUAGCAGCUCAGGUCGGAAGUUCAGGCCCAGCACCGGAAUGCCCGACCACCUGCGGCGACGUGAUCAUGCCGUACCCGUUUGGCACCCGCGCUGGCUGCUUCCUCCCUGGAUUCAACCUCACCUGCGACCAAACGCGACAGCCGCCGAAGCUGCUGUUUGGCGAGGACAGCACCCUCCAGAUCGUGGAGAUCUCACUCAUCGACGCCACGGUGCGUGCUGUGGAUACCGCUGGUGCUGUGAACAUCACCAACUUUACUGCAGAUCAUGAGGGCAACGGCACGUGGGAUCGUCUCGGCUCUGGCAGGGGCAGCACGUUCGUCCUCUCCGAGCAGCGCAACCAGUUCGUUGUCAUGGGGUGCAACGUCCAGGGGACUCUGCUCAGGAGCAGCAGCAACAUCAUCAUUGGCUGCUCCUCUUUCUGCUCUAUCAGAGACAUGUGGACAAACCCCGUGGUAAGCACAAGCACCCCUGGCAAUAACAGCACGGCCGCGUGCACCGGUGUUGGCUGCUGCCAGACGCCCAUCCCCAUCGGCCGCCCUUCCUACACGGUAAAAUUCAAGAUCCUUGAUGUCGAGUACACUGAAAUUCUACCCAAUGCGGUGCGCAUCGCCGAGAGGGGUUGGUUUGAUACCGUUGCCUCCAAGAUGCUGAACAAGUCAGCGACGGCCGAAGAAGAGAACCGGGCUCCGGUUCCGGUGGUGCUGGAGUGGGCGGUGAAGUCCAACCUGGUGGUACCACCGAUAUCCUCCGGCGAUGCCACCAACUCAUCCUGCCCCACGGAUGCUGUUGGGACUGCCUGCCGCAGCAGCCACAGCACCUGCCACAGCGUCACCAACAACUAUCGAACUGGCUACGUGUGCCAGUGCCAGCACGGGUACGCUGGCAACCCGUACCUCGCUGGAGAUGGCGGAUGCCAAGAUAUCGAUGAGUGCGCAUUGCCAGGGAAAUGCUUCGGCGUGUGUACGAACACGGCUGGAUCGUAUGAGUGUCGGUGUCCGCGCGGUGCUCGUGGUAACCCGCACAUAGCAGAUGCCUGUGUCAAAUCUUCUCUAGGGUUAAGCAUUGGCCUUGGACUUGGCAGUGGUGCUGGUCUUUUGGUCCUGGUACUUGGUGCUGCGUUUGUGAGUCUUAGGAUUAAGCAUCGUAGGGCAAGAUUGCUGAAGCAGAAGUUCUUCAAGCAGAAUCGUGGACAUUUGUUGCAACAAUUGGUAUGUCAGAACACAGACAUUGCUGAGAGGAUGAUUAUCCCACUGGUAGAGCUAGAGAAGGCCACAAACAAUUUUGACAAAGCUCGGGAACUUGGUGGAGGAGGGCAUGGUACUGUCUACAAGGGGAUCUUAUCAGACCUGCAUGUUGUUGCAAUUAAAAAAGCAAAGGUGGCCAUUCAAAGGGAGAUUGACGAAUUCAUAAAUGAGGUAGCCAUUCUCUCACAAGUCAACCAUCGAAAUGUCGUAAGACUUUUUGGAUGCUGCCUUGAGACAGAAGUGCCACUAUUAGUAUAUGAAUUCAUUUCAGAUGGAACACUUUACCAUCAUCUUCAUGUUGAAGGACCAACAUCGUUGCCAUGGGUGCACCGGCUAAGAAUAGCAACAGAAACCGCUAGAGCCCUUGCCUACCUUCACAUGGCAGUGUCCUUCCCCAUAAUCCAUAGGGAUGUAAAGUCUCAUAACAUUCUAUUAGAUGGCUCCCUACUAACAGCUAAAGUGUCCGACUUUGGAGCUUCAAGGUGUAUUGCACCAGAUCAAACUGGGAUUACAACUGCCAUCCAAGGAACUCUAGGAUACCUAGACCCUAUGUAUUACUACACUGGAAGACUCACUGAGAAGAGCGAUGUCUAUAGCUUUGGCGUUGUUCUUAUAGAGCUGCUCACUAGAAAGAAACCUUACUCGUACAGAUCACAUGAGGAUGAUAGCCUCAUUGCACAUUUUACUGCCUUGCUGGAACAAGGCAAGUUAUCUGAUAUAUUAGAUCCUCAGGUUAUAGAUGAGGGAGGCAAAGAAGUAAGUGACGUUGCUGCAUUAGCAGCUACAUGCAUCAAGCUAAAGGCAGAGGACCGUCCAACCAUGAGACAGGUGGAGAUGACCCUUGAAAGCAUGUUAGGCUUACUACAGCGGGUUAUGCUGCAUAGUGUGGAUACAACAAUAUCCAAGAGAAAACAGGAAGAGGGUGGAAGCAAUGAAGAAUCAAGUAGGCAGUACAGUCUUGAAGAGGAGUACCUGUUAUCCUCAAGGUACCCCCGUUAGUUGUGAAAUUGAAUCAACAAGAAAGGUUCAUGCGUGGUAGAUGAGCCUAAAUAAAAUCUUAUUUGAUUAUUUGGAUAGAUAAAACGAAACAUUGUGUUGUUAAUGUAUUAGUAUACAUUCAUCUGAAUCUAUAUAUGUUUUAUAGAAAAAAAUAUAUUUAGACCCCGCUUUUCAGUGUGUCAAAUUCUCAAUCCAGGCAUAUAUAUUGUUUAGACUCGGCCCUUGAAUUCUCAUGUUGUAAAAGAUAUAUAAAAUUGGGUCUACUCUCAUUUUCUA